Molecule: messenger RNA, 1303 nt
Organism: Cyclopterus lumpus (lumpfish)
Lineage: Eukaryota; Metazoa; Chordata; Actinopteri; Perciformes; Cyclopteridae
Product: ras-related protein Rab-1B-like
Exons: 6
Coding region: 197-841 (214 amino acids)
Biological process (GO): protein secretion; regulation of exocytosis
Molecular function (GO): GTPase activity; GTP binding
Source: RefSeq, a predicted model, not a curated record
CGGUAGCUCCAGGUUAUUCUGCCAUUUGCCCUCCAAAAAGAACAGAUACACGCACACACACACACACACACACACACACAGACACAAACAGCAGAGUACACAACAUUACAGGAGACAACGUGACUGUUUUCAUCUUCAAGAUUCAAUUUGGGGGAUUCUUUAUUUUGUCGUGUCACCUGGAGCUGCCCCACCGACCAUGAAUCCAGAAUACGACUACCUGUUCAAACUUCUUCUGAUCGGUGACUCUGGAGUCGGAAAGUCAUGUCUGCUGCUGCGCUUCGCGGAUGACACCUACACUGAGAGCUACAUCUCCACCAUCGGGGUCGACUUCAAGAUCAGGACCAUCGACAUGGACAGCAAGACAGUGAAACUACAGAUUUGGGACACCGCAGGUCAGGAGAGGUUUCGAACCAUCACCUCCAGCUACUACAGGGGAGCCCACGGCAUCAUCAUCGUCUACGACGUCACGGAGCAGGAGUCCUUCAACAAUGUGAAGCAGUGGCUGGACGAGAUAGAUCGCUACGCCUGUGAGAACGUCUCCAGGCUGCUGGUGGGGAACAAGUCUGACCUCGACAGUAAGAAGGUGGUGGACGUCGCCACUGCUCAGGACCUGGCCUCGUCUCUCAAGGUCCCCUUCCUGGAGACCAGCGCCAAGAGCUCGGACAACGUGGAGCGGGCUUUCCUCACCAUGGCCUCGGAGAUCCACAAGCGCGUGGCCAGCGAGGGAGGGGGGAUGCAGGGCGAGUCGAAGGAGGCCCGGGCCCAGAGUGCCAAGAUCAACAGCGCCCCGCUGUGGCUGGGAGGGGAGAAGCAGACGCCGCAGGCCGCCAACUGCUGCUGAGCAGGGGGGGCGUGACCAAAUGUUCCAAACCAGAGGUGUGUCAUUGUAGGCACAUCUGUCGAGUUUCAGGACCAUGUGAUUGUUAUGCUUUGGACACACAGUUAUUGUCAGAAUGUUGACACCUUUGCUACUAAACUAAUAAUAUGACCGUGUCAGGAAGAAAAAACGUGUUUUUAGCUAGACUACAAUCUAUUUUGGCGCUUGGUAUUUUUUUAUUCAAUAUUUGAUAGCAUUUCUUCUUCAUUGAGGGCACACAGAUGACAGGAAUGAAAUAAUUCGGCCAAAUGAACAACGAGGACCGUGUGGGUUUGGGAGGAGGACCACUCAUUACUCAAAAGUUAAGAUGGAAAUAGCAAAGAGUUUUCCGACAAGUCACGUGCAACAAUAUUUGACUAACACAAAAUGAGAAGAGCUGUAUGAUAUCAUGAGUUUGAGCUGUUAGAUUUAAACGGUGACUUCCCA